Molecule: messenger RNA, 630 nt
Organism: Vicia faba (fava bean)
Lineage: Eukaryota; Viridiplantae; Streptophyta; Magnoliopsida; Fabales; Fabaceae
Source: the annotation of a GenBank genome assembly
AUGGAAAACCAAAUUGAAGUAGAAAAUCAACAACACAAACCUUCACAACCAUCUUCACAAUCUUGUUCUCCAACUCAUGAAUUCUCCUUCUCGAUCUCACAUAACACAUUCAACGAAUCAUUCCUAAAUAGCAACAAUAAAUCAAAAUCAUCUUCACCAAAUUCCUUUACAGCCCUUGAUUUAUCACCAGCUGAUGUUAUUUUCUUCAAUGGUCAUUUACUUCCUCUCCAAAUCCUCUCAAACUUCCCUUCUUCGAUAUCGCCUCGCGCUUCGACGAAUUCAAUGGACAGUUUCACACUCCCUAUAAGAGAAUUAUUCUCAGAAGAAGAAGAUGAUGAAAAUUUCGCCACAAAGGAGAGCAAAAUCAAGAAUAUGGAACCAUCAAAAAAGGUAGAGGGAAAUUUAACACCUAGAAAUAAACAAGAGUUGAUGAAAAGUUGGAAAUUAGGACAAUAUUCAUCAGCACCGGCAUCGAUGAGAACUUCUCCAUCAAAUAGUGGUGUUCUGUUUCCAACUACACCUUUAACUCCUGUUAGUGAUAGCUCCAUGGAAGAAUUGCAGAAUGCUAUUCAAGCUGCAAUUGCUCAUUGUAAAAACUCAUAUUCAAAAGAUGAGAUACUCAAUUGCUGA